AUGAAUUUUCCUAUCAUCGCUCCGCACUUGCUGACACACUACUUGCUUCGGAACAACAAGAUCAGCAUCGACCGAGCUGCUGCCGGGCGCUUUUGGCAGCAUUUCAAGGCGCAGAAAGCUCCUUGGAUGGAGGGGUUCGACUGGAAGGCUUUUGUGCCGGUUGCACUCUAUGGGGACGAGGCGGAGUACAGCAUCACGAAGGAGCAAAUCUUGGCACUGUAUAUCAGAUAG
This is a messenger RNA of Symbiodinium necroappetens, 231 nucleotides long. NCBI's taxonomy places the organism in Eukaryota, Dinophyceae, Suessiales, Symbiodiniaceae. The record is from the annotation of a GenBank genome assembly.